This is a messenger RNA of Necator americanus (New World hookworm), 963 nucleotides long. RefSeq lists its product as uncharacterized. The record is from RefSeq and is a predicted model, not a curated record. The transcript has a single exon. Lineage: Eukaryota; Metazoa; Nematoda; Chromadorea; Rhabditida; Ancylostomatidae. The coding region runs from base 1 to 963 and encodes 320 amino acids.
AUGGCACAGAACAUCGACUCUUCGAACAACUCACGACCCGAAUCGGACGUCGCGAUGAAGAUGGGCCCACACCGGCUUGACUAUCUUCGUCGCUUACGCCCAACAUCAAGCUACGAAGAAGAGAGUCGAAGCUUCAUAGGACCGGAGAAGUCACCGAGAAGAUCAGCCUUUUACAAGGUCAUAAUUGGCGACUUCAACGCCAAAGUUGGCCCAAAGAACGCCGGAGGAACUUCACACGGGACCCACGGCCUACAAUGGAAUGACCAGGGGAGAGGCUUCCGAGUUCAUCAGACGACUAAGACCAUCCAGGAACUGCAAUCCAGAAGCCCCCCUCUACGCUGGACGUGGGAGUCACCCGGUGGAGGGACCGUAAUAGAUAGACCACAUCAUCGUCAAAAAAGGUUCUGCCGACGGAUGUCGCUGUUGUACCAAAGUUCUAUACGGGAUCGGACCAUCGCCUCCUCCGAGGAAGAUUUUCUUCACGCGGAGAGCAGAGAAAGCCGCCAAGUUCAGCAAGAGAAUCCCAGAACUACCAUCAACUGGGAUCCUUCGCUGGACGUUAGCCGGCUUUGGGAAGAUUCCGCAAUGGACAACAUCGACGAGGAAUACGACCGGCUUGUCAAACACCUCAUGACGCGGAAGAAGGCGAGAGUAUUAAAACAACCAAGAGACGCGUCUCUGAAACCAGCGAACGCCAGCGGAGCAGCACGAGCCGCAGGGAACCAAGAGCUUACGUCGAGCCGCAAGGCUUGCAGAGGCGAAAAGAAAGACCUUAAAGGAGAAGAGCAGAAGUGCGGCAAGCAGCAGAGGCGAAAAACAUCCGCUAUGCCGCCGAGACUUCCACGCAAGACAAGGAUGACAGCUCGGAACCCGAAGGGAACAACCAUUCAUCGAGAAGGGGAAUGGAAAAUCAUCACGACUCUACCGAUCUCUCACAGCGUGCCCAUGCCUCCCACCAUCUGA